Pangasianodon hypophthalmus (striped catfish) is the source of this 1523-nucleotide messenger RNA. RefSeq names its product cyclin H (gene ccnh). Gene Ontology annotation, molecular function: cyclin-dependent protein serine/threonine kinase regulator activity. The transcript is spliced from 10 exons. Bases 344 to 1309 code for a protein of 321 amino acids. Gene Ontology annotation, cellular component: transcription factor TFIIK complex; nucleus. Gene Ontology annotation, biological process: regulation of transcription by RNA polymerase II; DNA-templated transcription; regulation of cyclin-dependent protein serine/threonine kinase activity. The record is from RefSeq and is a predicted model, not a curated record. NCBI's taxonomy places the organism in Eukaryota, Metazoa, Chordata, Actinopteri, Siluriformes, Pangasiidae.
UGCGACAUUUCUCAACAACUCAAACUGCUCGAUUUAUACGUUUUUUUUUAUUUUUACUAACAACUUUGUUUAUUUGUAGCUGCUUCGUUAAUGAGAUAAAUAUUUUAUUUUUAAUCAUAUACCUUUCCUUCUUUGAUAUUUUGUUGUUUUACGUUUUAUUGGCGGUCGUAAGCGACACGCUAGGUGGCAGUAUGUUUGUGCAUAACUAACUUUACUCAGUUGAUGAAGAAGUAAAUCGUGCUUGAGGUUGUGUUGUGCGGUAGAAGUUAAAUCUCCUUACUUUUCUAACUGAACUGGUAAAGUCCAAGGGUUUUGGCGGAAACCCGACGUUUGUCUCAGAGCCAUGUACCACAACAGCUCCCAGAAGAAAUAUUGGACUUUCAAUAAAGAGGUCAACUUGGAAAAUUUAAGACUUGAGGCUAAUCAGAAGUUUCGUGCAAAAGCCCUAAGUCUCCGAAAGCCUGGAAUAAGUGAGUCCAUGUUUCUUGAUCCCCAUGAAGAGAAAGUGCUCUUUAGACACUAUGAGAAGAGAUUGCUUGACUUCUGCUCAGUGUUCAAACCAGCGAUGCCCAAAUCUGUAGUGGGCACGGCUUGUAUGUAUUUCCGAAGAUUUUAUUUAAACAACUCCUUAAUGGAGUACCAUCCAAGGACAAUAAUGUUGACGUGUGCCUACCUGUCCUGUAAGGUGGAUGAGUUUAAUGUUUCCAGCACUCAGUUUGUGGGGAAUCUUCAGGAAAAUCCAGCAGCUCAGGAGAGAGCUCUGGAGCAGAUCCUGGAGUACGAGCUGCUCCUCAUCCAGCAACUGAACUUUCACCUGGUGAUACACAACCCGUACCGGCCCCUCGAAGGCUUUCUCAUAGACCUGAAGACCAGGUAUCCACUGUUGGAGAAUCCAGAGAUGUUGAGAAAAAGCGCAGAAGACUUCCUCAACAGAGCAGCAAUGACAGACGCAGGCCUUUUGUUCUCUCCAUCCCAGAUCGCCCUCACCGCUGUCCUCAACAGUGCAGCACGAGCAGGCCUCAACAUGGAAACGUAUCUUACUGAAUGCAUGGGGCUAAAAGAUGACAAGGAGACGCUUUCCAAGAUGUACGAUGCAAUGAGGCGAAUCACUGCUCUCCUCAAGGAAUAUGAGCUUCCCAAAUCCGAAGAAGUGAAUGUUUGCAAACAGAAACUGGAAAGGAUUCAUGCCGAGUUCACCAGCAACACAAAUUUGAAAAGGAAGCAUGGCUAUGAAGAUGAUGACCACGUCGCGAAAAAGCCCCUUGUUACUGAAGAGGAGUGGACUGAUGAAGACCUGGAUGUUUUGUAACACGGCUAGUACAUCUUGUUUUACGAAUACACAUUCCUUAAAUGUACAGAUUCACUUAGCACCUUAGUCAAGGUGAACGGAAGGUGAAGUCAGUGCUUUCUGUUUUGGCAACUGACCACUACUUCAUGCUAUUUUGUAAAUACCUAGGCAAUAUUUGCCUUCUCUAGUUGUGCUGUCCUAUUUACUGAAAAUAAAAUAAAUUUUUUGUACUCUA